Messenger RNA from Penicillium odoratum, 243 nucleotides. RefSeq lists its product as uncharacterized. NCBI's taxonomy places the organism in Eukaryota, Fungi, Ascomycota, Eurotiomycetes, Eurotiales, Aspergillaceae. The transcript has a single exon. The coding region runs from base 1 to 243 and encodes 80 amino acids. The record is from RefSeq and is a predicted model, not a curated record.
AUGGCGGCGCAGAGUUUGACGGGGACUCGGUGCCGGCAUGUGUGUCUCGGGGCCCAUUGUGCGCGGCACCGGGCUGCGCGGGGGGUGGUCGACGCCCGGGUCCCGGGCCCAGGCCCGCGCCAGCCGGCCCGCGGGUCGGAGGGUGAUGCCACCGGCGCUUCCCUUCGCCAGGGGAGGGUGGUCCACCCAGUUGGCUGGGUGGACUUGGCUGGGCUGGGGGCGGGCGUCGGCGGGGCGGAGUGA